This is a messenger RNA of Vespa crabro (European hornet), 4442 nucleotides long. RefSeq names its product zinc finger MYND domain-containing protein 11. Gene Ontology annotation, molecular function: transcription corepressor activity; protein binding. Gene Ontology annotation, biological process: regulation of transcription elongation by RNA polymerase II. Bases 1813 to 3699 code for a protein of 628 amino acids. NCBI's taxonomy places the organism in Eukaryota, Metazoa, Arthropoda, Insecta, Hymenoptera, Vespidae. The transcript is spliced from 9 exons. The record is from RefSeq and is a predicted model, not a curated record.
CUUUGUAUGGAUGUUUAUGCGAUCAAAUUUCAAUGGCAGUUAACGACACUUAUCACAUGCCAAAACCAUACGUUAUUAAAAAUAAAUUCAUUUUAUUAAAUCAAGAUCGUACGGUGUCUGGAAUGAUAUCAAUUUUUUUAAGACUUUUAUGCGUUGGAAAAUAUAGUACUAUUGAGUUUGCAAUUGAUGAAAAAACAUUGUUAUUUAAAAACCAAAAUUUCCCUGAUGAAUUUCGAUGCAUGAGAGUCCCUAUUUAUGACGAAAUUUUAAUAAAAGCACAAGAAAGAGAAAGAAAAAUUUGUUUUCCUGACGAAAAACUUAAGUCGAAUGAAAUAGAUUUAUUGCCAAAUUUCAUUAUUGACUUAACUCAAAUUUGUACGAUGUUGGCAGAACAAGAUGGACUUCCGAAAGAUCUCUUUUCUAAAUUAAAACCUAAAUUCACUAAUAAAUACGAAGAAAUUAACGAUAAAGGAGAAUAUAAUUCUUGGAUUUCAGAAAAAUUAAUAAUAGAUACUUCUGUUUCUAAUGUACGGAUAAAAUCUCACUUAGGUAAUAGAUCCUGUUAUUCUGUUGGUUGUUCUGGUGGACUUUGUAUUGGUGGAAAAUCAAUAUGGGAAAAUAAAAAAUACCUGUAGAGAAAUGUAAAUAUUAAUAUAUUCAUUAAUUCUUUAUAUUUUUCUAUUAAAAAUAAUAACUGAUUAAUUUUUUUUUAUAUAAAGAGACUCGAACAUAUUGCAUUGAAAUGUAAUUAUUGUAACAUAUUGAACGAAGUAACGCGCGGGCGGAGUAAUACACAAAGGGACACAAAGAGACACGAACGUCUGUACGAAGAUACCCGAAGAGAUACGAAUGUACUGUACAAAAGAGACGUAAUAGACGUGAAAAUACUAUACGAACAAAUACGAAGAAACGUGAAAUUUUGCAUGGAGAGGGAUAUACAAAAUGAAAGCUUAGAUAAUAAUCGACGAAAUGUAUAUAUUCAUCUGAUUUUAAUAAUUAAUAGCUAUCGGUGAUUAUGGGUUUGAAAACUGAUAAAUUCAUACGAAUCAUAGCAGCAUAAUGCGGGUUAUUAUAGGUGAUAACUAAAAAUUGUUAAUGGCGCGCAACAAAUGGUAUUUGAAACCACUUAAAAAUUAUUUCAAAGUAGUUUGGUGUAAUGAAGAAUCGAUAUUCAUUCACAAGUUAUCUUUCUAAACAACUGUAAUUUGGACAAUUACCAAUAAAAGUUUGUUACUAUGCGAUUGAAAAACAGUAAUAAGGUUUUGUAAGAAUGUUUCAUUAAUAUGUAAUAUUCUGUAUAGAACGAAUUAGUUGGCGAUACACAUACAAAUAUAAAUUAGAAAAUAUAAAUAGUUCGUAAGUUUGUAUUCUAUAUAAAAAAUAAUUCUCUCUACGUUAGAAAAUUAUUAAUAGUGAAGCUACGAAAAAAAAAAAAAUAUUUCAUCAGCAGGCAAUUACGGUCGUACCGUUGCGUGCGCACCAUUGAGGUUAUGUCGGGCUCGUGACGUGCGCACAGUAUCCGUACGCGUCUUUUAUCGUUUAAUUACCACUUCGUUUCGUGUUGUUGGGCGUCGAUAAGAAAUUCUUUUUACUAAUCUAGCGACCUUCAAGGAUUCGUGUUAAUAAUCGAUUGGACAUUUGGUAGAUUAAGCAGGAUUUCUAUUUUUUCGCUAAUUCGUAAAUAGAAUAGUUACAUGAGAAGAUCGUCCAUUAUCUUAACGAACACAAAUUACUUAAUACAUUCUGACAAACAAAUUUACUACGUACUUGUAGAACGGAUGACAAGAUAAUUGUACUUGAUUCACAAUAAUCAUGUCUAUACGUCGGAGAACAGAUCCUUUUAUGACUCAACGCAUAUGGGAUGCCAUAAAAAUUACAAUGCAUCAAAGAAGUUUACCUAGCAAUGAUCGCAUGGUACGACAUUUGGCACGUGUUUACGGAAUUACAGAACAACAAGCUCAAGAAGAAUUGAACAAAGCUGUGGAAGAUAAUCUUGUUUUAUUAAAAAAAGUACCAUCAAAGACAGGAAUUGAACAAGAAAGUUACAGAUUACCGAUAGAACCACCAGGAAAUAUCGAUCAUGAUUGGUAUUGUUACAAAUGCCAAAAAGCUGGAUUAGUAGAAUCUUGUCAACAAUGUCACAGAGUAUAUCAUCUCGGUUGUCAUGUACCUACAAAUACAAAAUUAAAAGUUUGUGACUUUUGUGAGAAAAUAAAUACUGACACAUAUCCAGACAAACCUGAUCUCAAUCAUAUACUUAGCUUUACAUGUGGUCAUUUAAAAGCAAAAUUACCAUUAGAAAUUACGAAUCGAACUAUAGUUUUUAAUAAUGAUCCUGUUGUUACACCACCAAGUGGGUUUUCUGGGCCUACUUGGAUAAGCGAAGGUGAAGAUGCAUGGCGUCCUGGUUAUCUUAUAAAAAAUCAUAUGGAUUUGGCAAUUAUGGACUCUAAAACCAACAAAAAUGAAUACAACAAUUUAACGGAAUUUCAAGCAGAUGCACACAAUAUUCUGCAUAAUAUUCUGUUAUAUCAUGGAGCUCACAGUAUAAUCGGGGAAAUGGGCAACACAAUGUAUCAAGAUUGCUGUUAUGAUCUUCAAGAAAUUCGUCGGUGUGCGGACUGUUACCGAAUAUCGAAUGAGAAAUCGGAGAAAAUGUGGUUCUGUAUACCAUGCAACCCACCACAUCAACUUGUUUAUGCUAAACAAAAAGGAUAUCCUUAUUGGCCAGCCAAAGUUAUGCAAAUUAAUGGCAAUGUCUACGAUGUUCGAUUCUUUGGGGGGCAUCACAUGCGGGCUAACAUAGAAAAAGUUUUUAUUCGGCCGAUUAGUGUCAGCUUACAAAGUUUACAGCCUUCGGAAAAGGGAAAGUGGAAAGAAAUGAAGAUAAAGAGAUCAACGGCGUGGAACAGAGCUUUUGAAGAAUUAAAACAUCAUCAACAUUUACUACAAAAGUCGGGCAAGACUAUUGAAGAAAUAGAUGGUAGCAGUGACUAUGAUGGGCCCAAAGCUGCAAAAAUUCGGCAUAUAGAUUCAGCAAGCUUGAAAGAAACUUCUCAUCAAUACAACAGCAAUACAACAAAACAGAUUAUAAAAGACUUAAGAGUUAAAGUUGAACGUCUAAGUACUGAUGGUCAUGCAGAAUUAACAGCAUCCCAAGAGACCAAAGGAAAUAAAUCUCCAAGAAGUAAAGCUGGAAGCGAAGAAAGACAAGUCCCACACUUACCGGUAGCUGAGGAUGAACCUACAAGAGAAAUAUCCAGUACAUGUCCACAAGGUUUAAAGAAGGAGGGAUCUCAAGAAGACAUGGUAACAUCUAGUUCUCAAGAACCAAGAUCUAAAUGCGUUCUCGUGCAAACAGAGCAAAUUCAAACAGAAGUGAUACCAGCAAAGAUAAAAAGGGAACGUAGGACUUCUGAACAACCUAUAACAACGGCGUUAGAAAAAUUACGACGAGAAUUGGAGCUUGACAAAUGCAGAGAAAUGGAAAGACUUCAAGCAGAACAUGCCAAAGAGUUGAGGCAACUAACUGAUAGACAUCAACAGAUUAUAUCUGAAAUUAAAAAGAAACAAUGGUGUUACAACUGCGAAGCUGAAGCAAUAUAUCAUUGCUGUUGGAACACAGCUUAUUGCAGUACUGAUUGUCAACAGGUUCAUUGGCAACGUGAACAUAAAAGAGUUUGUCGUCGUAAACGUUAAUUAAAUAGAAGGCGCAAUAAGCUUUAUAAUGAUUUUACUAUGAAGAUCUAUAAGAAAUAUCAUGUUCGAUUUUUUUUUUUUUUUUUUUUUUUUUUUUUUUUUUUUUUUUUUUUUUUUUUUUUUUUUUUUGAGAAAAGAUAAACCACAGUAAUAUAUAUAUAUAUAUAUAUAUAUAUAUAUAUAUAUAUACUUGACACCAAUCUAUUUUCUCCUUGUAGGCUUCCUUCUUAAAUGGAAGUAUUUUUUAUGCAUAAAUUUAUAUUUUUCGACCAUACUAUUUUGUAUUUAACAAUAUAAGUUAUUAAUUCUUUUAUUCAAUUUGUACAAUUGUUGUUUUUUAUAUGAUACAACAUUUUACAAUUAUUAAUUUCAAAUUAAAAACCUAGCUUAUGUUUUUACAGAAAUUAUCAGUUUUUCAUUAUAAUUGUUUAGAUGAACAGUUUACUCUCUUAUUGUACUUUCAUUUAAGUAUUUGAUUUAAGAAUUAAUUAAUUAUACAGAGAUACAAUUUUAAUUGUUAUUAAUUAUACUUAUAUUCUUCUCUUAAUAAUUCUGAUAUUACAUAACAUUAAAUAAUAAAUAAGUAUAUUUAAUAAGUCACAGGGUUUGUGAAUAAAAACAGUGAUAAUUCAAUUAGUAAAAGAUAGUAUGUGUGCACAAAAGCAAAUUAAAACAUACUAGUCCAAUAUUUUUACUCAUUCCACUGCUUCAUACUUAAAAAUAUACGUAGUUUAGUUUGUAAU